AUGGCCGCCUAUGCGCUUAGCUUGAAUUCUGAAACGACGGCAAUUGUGAGAUCUGAUUACGAUCAAGUAUCCAAACAUGGCUUUUCCAUCGAUCUGGUCGAUUACGGCACGAUCGAGAGUUUCAAGCCCCAGCAUGUGGCCAAGUCAAUUGAGGAUGCUGCACAGCUAGGGAAGUACGAUUAUAUCGUGGUGACGACGAAAAACAUCCCCGAUGUCGCUAAGGUGGAAGAGCUUAUUGAGCCACUAGUUAGCGCGGAGUCGACAAUCGUGUUGGUGCAAAAUGGCAUUGACAUUGGAGCUCCAUUUGUGGAGAAGUACCCGAAAAAUGUCGUUUUGAGUGGCGUUUCGAUGAUUUCAUCCACGAACUACGGUGGAAAAAUCACCCAUGUUGGCCACGACGAGUUGAUGGUGGGUGUUUUCCACAACCCUGCUUUGGAGGUUAAGCCUCAGGAAAUGGCUGCGAAAACUUUUGUGGACUUGUACAAGAAUGACAAGAACGACUGCGUUUUCGAUGAGAAUGUCAAAUUCACCCGCUGGCGGAAACUCGUCUACAACGCCACGUUGAACACCGUGUGCACUUUGACUGGUGUGGAUGUGGGGCGUUUGGAGCUUUUUGGCGGUAUGGACCUAGUCAGGAAGGCCAUGAGAGAGGUGCUCAGUGUGGCUAAGUCAGAUGGCGUGGAUUUGCCAGAAGACAUAAUGGAGUUUAUGAUUCGGUCCGAUGACGGAAACUACUACGAGCCUUCGAUGUUGGUGGAUAUCCGCAAAGGAAAUUACAUUGAGUUGGAGGUGAUUUUGGGAAAUGCCGUGAGGAUUGCUGAGCGCAACGGAGUGGAUGCUCCGACUCUCGCAUUGGUGUACGAUUUGUUGAAGGUGGUACAAAACCGGACAAAGGAAACCAAGGGUGCCUUGGAGGUGCCCAAGGAGCGGCCUGUUCCGGGUAAAUAA
This is a messenger RNA of Candidozyma pseudohaemuli, 948 nucleotides long. Its product is annotated as ketopantoate reductase family protein. Gene Ontology annotation, biological process: pantothenate biosynthetic process. Bases 1 to 948 code for a protein of 315 amino acids. Gene Ontology annotation, molecular function: 2-dehydropantoate 2-reductase activity. Gene Ontology annotation, cellular component: cytoplasm. The record is from RefSeq and is a predicted model, not a curated record. The transcript has a single exon. Lineage: Eukaryota; Fungi; Ascomycota; Pichiomycetes; Serinales; Metschnikowiaceae.